AUGUCUCUCUUCCGCACCAACCUCCCAGCCAACGACGGUUUCUCGUCUCUCUUCCGUCUUCUUGACGACUAUGACCAGCACCGCACUGGUCGCCAACAGUCAGCGCUGCGCAUCACACCACGCUUCGAUGUCCGCGAAAGCAACGACGCAUACCACUUGGACGGAGAGCUUCCCGGAAUUGCGCAGAGUGAUAUCGACAUUGAAUUCUCCGACCCGCAGACCUUGGUCGUGAAGGGUCACACCGAGCGCUCUUACAAGGCCGAGCCAUCGGAACAGGCCCAAGGCCAGGAGGAAGAAGGCUCCACUGCUGUCUCUGAGACCGUCAAGACUAAAAAAUCCUCCAAGUCCGAGUCGAAGUCCAUCUUCUGGGCUAACGAGCGCGUGGUCGGCGAAUUCCAGCGCACUUUCUCUUUCGGUCAGCGCGUCGACCAGGAUGCUGUUAAGGCCAGCCUGAAGAAUGGCAUCCUGUCUAUCACUGUGCCUAAGGCGGCUUCCGCUUCCGUCAAGAAGAUUACCAUUGAGUAA
Messenger RNA from Penicillium maclennaniae, 525 nucleotides. Its product is annotated as Hsp20/alpha crystallin family protein. NCBI's taxonomy places the organism in Eukaryota, Fungi, Ascomycota, Eurotiomycetes, Eurotiales, Aspergillaceae. The coding region runs from base 1 to 525 and encodes 174 amino acids. The transcript has a single exon. Gene Ontology annotation, biological process: response to heat; response to hydrogen peroxide; protein folding. The record is from RefSeq and is a predicted model, not a curated record.